Molecule: messenger RNA, 1701 nt
Organism: Lolium rigidum
Lineage: Eukaryota; Viridiplantae; Streptophyta; Magnoliopsida; Poales; Poaceae
Product: potassium channel KAT3-like
Exons: 11
Coding region: 1-1701 (566 amino acids)
Biological process (GO): potassium ion transport; transmembrane transport
Cellular component (GO): membrane
Molecular function (GO): voltage-gated potassium channel activity
Source: RefSeq, a predicted model, not a curated record
AUGCAACUGAAAGAAUUAUGGCCAAUCGAAACCCUGCAGCCCCGUGUGCACGAGCACUACGGUAAUGGCCGCGCCACCCAUUGGCCGAGGACGCAAUCUGCGAUCGACAAGUCCACGAACCCGUACAGAGGGACACGAGACAUCCGGCGAUUCCAGCCCGUCGCAAAUGUCUACCGUGACAAGACCAAAGAAAGAGGCGCCGGGUUCAAUGGCUGCAACGUCCCCGACGAUCUCCUGCCGUCGCUCGGCGCCACCGCCGCCCAGCACCAGAGUACCCCGAGCAGGCUCAGGAAGUACCUCGUCUGGCCUUACGAUCCUCGAUACAAGGUAUGGGAGACGUUCCUGAUCCUUCUUGUGGUGUACUCGGCGUGGAUAUGCCCACUGGAGUUCGCGUUCAUGAGGUACCUUCCUCGGGCGCCUUUUGUCGUGGACGACGUCGUCAACGCCUUCUUCGCCGUCGACAUCGUCCUCACUUUCUUCGUGCCAUUCGUCGACAAGAAGACUUACCUCGUCGUCGACGAUCCGAAGAAAAUCGCGCUCAGGUAUCUGUCGACUUGGUUCAUCUUCGACGUGUGCUCCACUGUUCCCUUCCACUCCAUCAACCACCUCUUCCACAAGCACGGCCUCGGCUUCAGGUUCCUCAAUGUUCUUCGCCUAUGGCGGUUGCGCAGAGUCAGUUCCCUAUUUGCAAGGCUUGAAAAGGACAUCCGCUUCAACUACGCCGUGAUACGCUGCACGAAGCUCAUCUCAGUCACCCUGUUCGCGGUGCACUGCGCGGGCUGCAUCAACUACCUGAUCGCCGACAGGUACCCGAACCCUGCGAGGACCUGGAUCGGCGCCGUCAUGCCGGACUUCAGGGAGGACGGGCUGUGGGACCGCUACGUCACCUGCCUCUACUGGUCCAUCACCACCAUGACCACCACCGGCUACGGCGACCUGCACGCACAGAACGCCAGGGAGAUGCUCUUCGGCAUCUCCUACAUGCUCUUUAACCUCUGGCUCACUGCCUACCUCAUCGGCAACAUGACCAACCUCGUCGUCCACAGCACCGGCCGAACUAGAGACUUUAGGGACAUGAUUCAGGCAGCUUCGGACUUCUCCGCAAGGAACCAGCUGCCGCGGCAGAUAGAGGACCAGAUGCUCAACCACAUAUGCCUAAGGUUCAAGGCAGAGGGGCUCAAGCAGCAGGAGACGCUAGACAUACUACCCAGGGCGAUGCGAUCGAGCAUUUCUCUCUGUCUCUUCUACCCGGUGGUUCAUGGAGCUUACCUGUUCAAGGGAGUCUCCUCAGGUUUCAUCCAGCAACUGGUGACUGAGAUGGUAGCCGAGUACUUUGCCCCAAAGGAGGACAUCAUGUUGCAGAACGAGUACCCAUCGGACCUGCACCUUCUUGUCACCGGAGAAGUCGAUAUUGUGGCGUUCCUCGAUGGAACAGAGCGGGUCUGUGGAAAAACAACUGAGGGUGGACUGCUCGGGGAGAUCGGAGUACUGUGCAACAAGCCGCAGACGUUCACUUUCCGGACGACGAAACUAUCUCAGGUUCUAAGGAUCAGUAGGCCCAAGCUGAUGGAUAUCAUCCAAGAAAACGCAGAAGAUGGUGAAAUCAUCAGAAUCAACCUUCAACAAUUACAGCUCUGGCGGCAUGUGUAUUAUGUUUCUGAAUUCCUUCCAGGCAAGCAGAUGCAUGUGGAACAGAUCUAA